AAGUUCCGAAACGUUUUGGACCACGACAGGCAUGUUCCCACAGGAAUUCAUUGUUGGUUUUCCUAAAUGUGUGAAAAUCAGCAGAGUCGCAAUCCAGAGUUACUUGGUGAGGACCUUAAGGAUUGAAAGAAGCGUAUCUGAAGACCCAGUAGGUUUUGAAGAGUGCAUUGAAAAAGAUUUGGAACACACAGAAGGACAGCUUCAAAAGGAAGAAUUUCCACUUCCUGAAUUCCAAGCCACUUACUUACGUUUCAUCAUCAAAUCUGCCUUCGAUCACUUUGUAUCAGUGCACCGGGUGAUGGCAGAGGGCGCAGCAGAAAACACUUAA
Molecule: messenger RNA, 328 nt
Organism: Nestor notabilis (Kea)
Lineage: Eukaryota; Metazoa; Chordata; Aves; Psittaciformes; Psittacidae
Gene: IFT25
Product: heat shock protein family B (small), member 11
Exons: 4
Biological process (GO): intraciliary transport
Cellular component (GO): centrosome; cilium; intraciliary transport particle B
Source: RefSeq, a predicted model, not a curated record